This is a messenger RNA of Octopus bimaculoides (California two-spot octopus), 3185 nucleotides long. RefSeq names its product rab GDP dissociation inhibitor alpha. Gene Ontology annotation, biological process: small GTPase-mediated signal transduction; vesicle-mediated transport; protein transport. Gene Ontology annotation, cellular component: cytoplasm. The record is from RefSeq and is a predicted model, not a curated record. Lineage: Eukaryota; Metazoa; Mollusca; Cephalopoda; Octopoda; Octopodidae. Gene Ontology annotation, molecular function: Rab GDP-dissociation inhibitor activity.
ACAGCACUAUAGCUUGUGGAACCUUCUAACUGCUUCCUCCGCUAUACAUGUCGUCAAAUCAAUUCAUACGCCGCAACAGGCCAGCAUUAUCACCACCAUCGUAAUUACUAUAGUAGUAGCACCACCUAAAUUAUUAGUAACAUAGCAGCCACCGCCUCCACCACCAUCACCGCCAGUGAGGCACCAGCCACCACUAUCAUCAUCAUCAGCAGUAAUACAACAACCAUUACCACCAGCACCAUUAUCAGCAGUAGCAGCGUCACCACUGCUACCGUCACUGUUCCUCACUAUCACCCCCAUUAGCAGUCAUACAUCCGUUACCAUCACCAUCAGCAGUAAUACAGCAGCUACCUCCACCACCAUCAGCAGUUCUUCAGCCGCUACCACCACCAGUACUACAGCAGCCACCAUAUUUUAUGUCAACUCACAGCCAUCUUGUUUCCAGAGAUUCUCCUUUUUCACCAAUUUAUAAAUCGAAUUGACCAAAGAAUUACAAGUGUUUUUUUUAAAAACCCUCCCUAUUUAAUUUCUGUUCACAUUAUAUCACAAAUCUACUCAACAUGGAUGAGACUUACGAUGUUAUUGUCUUAGGCACUGGGCUUAAGGAAUGCAUUCUCAGUGGCAUGUUGUCAGUAGUUGGCAAACGAGUUCUUCACAUGGAUCGGAAUAAAUACUAUGGAGGGGAGAGUGCAUCCAUGACACCAUUAGAAGAACUUUAUUCGAAAUUUGGCAUGGGAACCCCACCGAGUGAAUUUGGUAGAGGCAGAGAUUGGAAUGUGGAUCUCAUCCCUAAAUUCCUCAUGGCAAAUGGUCAGUUGGUGAAGAUUUUAAUAAAAACUGGUGUCACUAGAUAUUUAGAGUUCAAAUCAGUUGAAGGUAGCUUUGUAUAUAAAGGUGGCAAGGUAUAUAAAGUGCCAGCCUCAGAAAGGGAAGCUUUAAGUUCAACUCUGUUAGGAUUGUUUGAAAAACGUCGCUUCCGUAGGUUUUUACAGUUUGUGCAGGAUUUUGAUGAAGAUGAUCCCUCAACCUGGUGCAAUGUAAACCCUGAAUCGACAACAUCAGAGGAAUUAUAUAAGAAUUAUAAAUUGGACUGCGGCACUAUAGACUUUACUGGACAUGCUUUAUCUCUCUAUUUAAAUGAUAAUUACAUGACUAGACCUGCUAUUGACACCAUCAAACGAUGCAGACUUUACAGUGACUCUUUAUCUCGUUUUGGAAGAUCUCCUUAUUUGUAUCCCUUAUAUGGUCUUGGAGAGUUACCACAGGGAUUUGCUCGACUAAGUGCAAUUUAUGGUGGAACUUACAUGUUGGACAAACCAGUCGAUGAACUGAUCUUUGAAGAAGGUAAAGCUGUAGGAGUGAAAUCGCAAGGACAGGUAGCUAAUUGUAAAAUGAUCAUCUGUGAUCCGUCUUAUGCUCCAGAGAAGUGUAAAAAGCAAGGACAGGUUGUCCGAGCAAUCUGCAUUCUUGAUCAUUGUAUUCCUGAUACAGACAAUAGUUUAUCAUGUCAGAUAAUCAUUCCACAAUCCCAGGUGAACAGGCAAAAUGAUAUUUAUGUUUGUUGUGUCUCUUAUGCACAUAAUGUCGCAGCGAAAAAUUUCUAUUUGGCCAUUGUGAGCACCACUGCAGAGACUGACAAUCCUGAAAAUGAACUUAGUGCAGGUCUGAACCUCCUCGGCCCCAUCAAACAAAAGUUUGUAUCAAUCAGUGAUCUUUUAGAACCAAUAGAUGAUGGUACAGACAGUCGGCUCUUUAUCUCCAAGAAUUAUGAUGCCACCACUCACUUUGAAACUACAUGUAACGAUGUUUUGGAUAUUUUCAAACGAGCCACUGGGGAAGAUUUUGACUUUUCGAAAGUCACACAUGCUGGAAUGGAAGAUAAUUGCUGAGGCUGUAUUUCACAUAACUGGAUUAAUGUUGCUCCUGGCAAGAUUCAGAUGUUUCCCCUUUUAACACCAACAUCUGCUCUGGAUGCAAACAUUCUCUUCCUGCUUUUCUCUCAGCAGCACACUAUUACAUCCCAACAGCUUCGAAGCUAGUUUGGAUCAUUAGGCUUUUGACAUGCUUAUUCAUACUGAUAGCUCGACUAGUCAUUUCUGUGAUGUUCUAUUAAUAAUGUAGUUCACAUUUGUCACAGAUAUCUAAUGUCUAGACUACUUUUAGGCUUUGGCUCAUUGGCAUGAGACAAAAAUUGUUCCAUUGUUUUUUUUUUUCUUUUUGUUUUUUCUUUCUUUUCCUGAUGAGUUCAUAAAUUUUGCAGAGCAGAGACAAUCUUUUUCUCUUAGCUAUGAAACAGUUACUACAAUAAAAUAAAAUUCAUAUUUAGUAAUCAAUCCUGUAUUUUUUAAUUUUAAUUUCUUGUUACAUAUUACUUCUUUUUAUUAAAUUAUGGUAUUCUUGUCAAUGGAAAUUAUUAAAUUUCUACAUUAUACAUAUAUUUUCCUUUUUUUUUUUUCUGCUUAUUUUCUUAGUUUCUUCUCACAUAAAAUAAUAUGAAUUAGCUUAUUUGUAUCUUAUCAUUAAUUUGUUACAAUAAUAACCCUGAAACCAAGAAUUAACUGUUCAACUAAUAUAAUAAUAACGAUGAUGAUGAUGAUGAUAACAAUAACAGCCUAGACUUCUCUGCACACUUGAUUUCCCCCCUGUAGUAGUUAAUCCUUUAAUGUAAAAUCUCUUCAAAUAAGCCUUCAUUAAAAUUUUAGCUUUGUCUCAACAUUUCUUCUUCAAUCUAUUCGAUGUUUAGGUAUUUAAUGUGUUAUCAUCUUUUACCUUUUUUUUCUUUUCAAGUUUUCCAUUACAUUUUGAGUAUUUUUUUUUUUUUUCUUUUGGAAAAAAAUAUGUAAAACUUUCUUAUGCACCAUUUUUUCUUUUCAAUAUUGUCAUGUUUUGAUUGACCAAAAAACAAUUAGGAAAAAAAAAUAUUUUAAAAAAAAAGGCUUGAUUGAAAUUUUAAAAAAAUACAAUGGUAUAAGUUCUUAAAAUUAAUUAAAAAAAAAAAAUAAAAGCAAUCUAAUGAUCAUUGGCUAGUUCUGUGUUUUUCUGUUUUUUUUUGAUUAUCGAAGUGCCAUCAUUGCUCUCAAUAAUAAUAAUAAUAAUAAUAAUAAUAAACUGUCUGUAUCCACAUCAAUCAGAUAAUGUAUGAUAAUGUCAUGUCUUCAGUUUGAACAAUAAAUGUAGAGCACUUC